Molecule: messenger RNA, 1711 nt
Organism: Echinops telfairi (small Madagascar hedgehog)
Lineage: Eukaryota; Metazoa; Chordata; Mammalia; Afrosoricida; Tenrecidae
Product: plasmanylethanolamine desaturase
Exons: 7
Coding region: 56-847 (263 amino acids)
Biological process (GO): ether lipid biosynthetic process
Cellular component (GO): endoplasmic reticulum membrane
Molecular function (GO): plasmanylethanolamine desaturase activity
Source: RefSeq, a predicted model, not a curated record
CUCCAUUUAUCCAUGGCCCCUUAAGGGGCCAGAGGGGUGCUCCCAGUUUGGGGUGAUGGAAUGGAAGAAAAAGCUCUCCGGAAAUUCAAGCAAGACCAGGAGAUGGGGCCAUCGACAUGGUGGAGGGCACGCUGAUCCUUCUGUUGACGAGCAUGGCAAGCGCUUCCAGGAGUGGUGUUGUGUGGUCCUGUGCUUCAGCCUCAUCACCUACAACCUCGUCCACCUCCUGCUGCUGGCCUCCUGGGAGCACACGCCCCUCGUCAUGCUAGGUGUGGUCGCAGGGGCUCUCAUCGCGGACUUCCUGUCUGGCCUGGUGCACUGGGGCGCUGACACAUGGGGCUCCGUGGAACUGCCCAUUGUGGGGAAGGCUUUCAUCCGGCCAUUCCGAGAGCACCACAUCGACCCCACGGCCAUCACACGGCACGACUUCAUAGAAACCAAUGGGGACAACUGCCUGCUGACGCUGCUGCCGCUGCUAAACAUGGCCUACAAGUUCCACACCCAGAGCCCUGAGGCCCUGAAGCAGAUGUACCCCUGGGAGUGCUUCGUCUUCUGCCUGGUCAUCUUCUGCACCUUCACCAACCAGAUCCACAAGUGGUCGCACACAUACUUCGGGCUGCCACCCUGGGUCACCCUCCUGCAGGACUGGCACAUCAUCCUGCCAAGGAAGCAUCACCGCAUCCACCACGUCUCGCCCCAUGAGACCUACUUCUGCAUCACCACAGGCUGGCUCAACUACCCACUGGAAAAGAUCGGCUUCUGGCGACGCCUGGAAGACAUUAUUCAGUGCCUGACGGGAGAGAAGCCCCGGGCAGAUGACAUGAAGUGGGCCCAGAAGGUCAAAUGAGUCGCCAAGCCUGCCUCAUCGUUGCCAAUCUUCCCUAGACCCCCAACCGAAGCCAUCUGCCAAACACCAGCCGCCUCGCUCACUGCGGCCCCUCCAACGGGACCCCAGCUCAUCCCUGGGGGCCCAGGCCCCCAGCUCGUCCCUGGUGACAAAGAAUACUUGAGCCACCGGAUUCCUUUCUCCGUUUCCUUCCCUUUGCCUCUCCCAGCCUCUGAGCAAUGUCUGCCAAGCCCACCUGCAGAAAAGGAUCCCCGCCCGACGCCUGUCCCCGGCGGGGGGGAUACUUACCUCUCCCUGCACACUGGCUGCCCCCUGACCCAAGGGCAGCACUUCAGUGCGACUGGUGUGAGGUUCCUGAGUUGGCUUAUUCUGCCCCCUGUGAUCAAGGGAGCGCCCCACAUGCCUGAGCUUCCACGGAGGAGCUGCCCUGCGAACUGACCUUGGACCCUGGGUGGGUGUGAAGUGAAGCUCCUCCAGGGUCUCUGAGGUCAGGUGGCUAAGAAAGGCAUCUCCCCCCCAGUCCCCUGGCCAAGUGGCAACUGCUUCCCCAACCCACCUGCCCACACAGUUCCAACCAGAGCUGAUGUUUCCAGUCUGAAGACAGCCUUUUAAGGCACAGCCCCUGCCAAGGGUCUUGAUCAUUUGGAAGGGGACCCAGUGGCCUCUCUGGGCAGGGGAUGUCAGAGAAGGAAGUGGGGGCUCCUGUUUUGAUUUGGGGUCUUUUUUUUUUUUUCAAGGUGCUUGCUUGUUUAAUGUAAAUAAUAGAAAGCCUUAAUAUCUUUUCUGUAACAUGGAGUAAUAUUUUAAUGCCCUGUUUGGGAUGUACAUAAUAUAUUUAUAACAACGCAGCAGGAGUCUACUUAA